GAGCGAGCGAGCGGCGAGAGGAGGCUGAGCGCGCCCCUUCCCGCCCCGCGAUGCUGGCCUGGACGGCGUUCAGCCUGGCCCUGAGCCUGCGGCUGGCGCUGGCGCGGAGCGGCGCCGAACGUGGCCCCCGAGCAUCGGCCCCCCAGGGGGACCUGCUGUUUCUGUUGGACAGCUCGGCCAGCGUGUCUCAUUAUGAGUUUUCCCGAGUUCGGGAGUUUGUGGGGCAGCUGGUGGGCCUGCUGCCCCUGGGCCCCGGGGCUCUGCGUGCCAGCCUGGUGCAUGUGGGCAGCCGCCCGUACACCGAGUUCCCCUUCGGCCAGCACAGCUCAGGUGAGGCUGUCCAGGAUGCCAUACGUACUGCAGCCCAGCGCAUGGGCGACACCAACACUGGCCUGGCGCUGGCGUACGCCAAGGAGCAGCUCUUUGCGGAGGUGGCGGGGGCCCGGCCAGGGGUGCCCAAGGUGCUGGUGUGGGUGACAGACGGCGGCUCCAGCGACCCCGUGGGACCCCCCAUGCAGGAGCUGAAGGAUCUGGGUGUCACUGUCUUCAUCGUCAGCACUGGCCGCGGCAACCUCCUGGAGCUGUCAGCUGCUGCCUCGGCGCCCCCUGAGAAGUACCUACACUUUGUGGAUGUGGAUGACCUACACAUCAUUGCCCAGGAGCUGAGGGCAUCCAUUCUGGACGCGAUGCGGCCGCAGCAGCUCCGCGCCUCUGAGGUCACGUCCAGCGGCUUCCGCCUGGCCUGGCCGCCCCUGCUGACCGCAGACUCCGGCUACUACAUGUUGGAGCUGGCGCCCAGCACUGACCCGGGGACCGUGCGUCGCCAACAGCUGCCGGGGAACGCCACGGGCUGGGCCUGGACCAACCUCGACCCCGACACCGACUACGAGGUGGCGCUGGUGCCCGAGUCCAACGUGCACCUCGUGAGGCCGCAGCACCUGCGGGUGCACACGCUGCCCGGUGAGCUCGGCGCGGAGGGCGGGGCCGCGGGCGCGGGGCGGGGCCAGGACGAGACCCCGCCCCCUCCGCUCACGCGCCCUCCGCCGCCACCCCCAGAGGAGGCGGGGCCGGAGCGCAUCGUUGUCUCGCACGCCCGGCCGCGCAGCCUGCGCGUGAGCUGGGCCCCGGCGCUGGGCCCGGCCGCGGUGCUCGGCUACCACGUGCAGUACGGGCCGCUGCCGGGCGGCGCGGCGCAGCGCGUGGAGGUGCCCGCGGGCCGCAACGGCACGACGCUGCAGGGGCUGGCGCCCGGCACCGCCUACCUGGUGACCGUGACGGCCGCCUUCCGCUCCGGCCGCGAGAGGGCGCUGUCGGCCAAGGCCUGCACCCCCGACGGCCCGCGCAGCCGCGCCCCGCGCCCCCAGCCGCCGGGGGCCGCGGGCCGGGCGCCGUGA
This is a messenger RNA of Neogale vison (American mink), 1394 nucleotides long. It is a transcript of the gene VWA1, whose product is annotated as von Willebrand factor A domain containing 1. NCBI's taxonomy places the organism in Eukaryota, Metazoa, Chordata, Mammalia, Carnivora, Mustelidae. The transcript is spliced from 3 exons. Gene Ontology annotation, molecular function: protein binding. The record is from RefSeq and is a predicted model, not a curated record. Bases 51 to 1394 code for a protein of 447 amino acids.